Molecule: messenger RNA, 2681 nt
Organism: Chanos chanos (milkfish)
Lineage: Eukaryota; Metazoa; Chordata; Actinopteri; Gonorynchiformes; Chanidae
Gene: palm1b
Product: paralemmin 1b
Exons: 7
Coding region: 369-1121 (250 amino acids)
Biological process (GO): regulation of cell shape
Cellular component (GO): membrane
Source: RefSeq, a predicted model, not a curated record
UGGAGUAGCCUGACUGCCGAGCGGGAAACAAAGGGCACUGUUGAGUCAAUAGGAUAGUCUGCGUCGUUCACCACCCAUUCCAAACGCAUUAAGCCAUGUGAGAUAUCUGCUGUCUUGUUCGGUUUUAGAGGACAGCUUGAAAUCUUCAUUGUAGGGUUGAGCAGCGCUCCCCGAAAAACAUUCGGACAUCGCUACAUUUUAGUCGUGGCUGGUAGUAAGUCGUGAGAAGAUACAGUGGGUUGAGGAUUUAUGAUAAUCACAACGUCACAUUAAUAGCUUAUUUCGUUUACGCCUCCAAGAGGGAUUUUGUUUGAGAGGAGGCAGUGACAUACGCUUCUGGAGGACUUAACCAGAGACAGGCUAUUGAGAUGUCGGAGGCUUUGUCACACCAAGAGAGACUUCAGGCCAUAGCUGAGAAGAGGAAGAAGCAGGCAGAGAUUGAGAACAAACGUAGACAGCUGGAAGAUGACCGCCGACAGCUCCAGCAUCUCAAAUCAAAGGCACUUAGGGAGCGAUGGCUGCUGGAUGGAGCGCCAUCUAGUGGCUCAGGAGAGGAUGAGAUGCAGAAGCAGCUCCAAGAGGAUGAAGCCAAGACUAAACAACUGGAGGAAAAUAUCCUGAGACUGGAGCAAGAGAUUGAAGAGCUAGAGACUGGAGUGCCUGCAAACAAACCCACUGGGGAUAAACAAGAAAAUGAUAAUUCACCUGCUGGCUCUGUGAAAGUGGAGAACGGUGUGCCCAGUCCUAAUGCUGCCAGCGAACAAACUACCAGAAAGGUCACAGGCAUUGAGGCCAAACUGCAGUGUACCAACCCUGACGCCGCUAUUGAAAACGCCAGCGCGGAGCACCCCGUUACCAUGGUGUUCAUGGGGUACAAGAAUGUAGAGGACGAGGAGGAAACCAAGAAGGCCUUAGGGCUGGAGAGCACGGUCAAAGCUGAGUUUGUGGUCAUUGAAGAUGGUGAGAGCAAAGGGGCUAGUGAGGAGGCCAAGGAGGACCAGGCUCCUCCAAACGGCAGCACGGCCAACCCAGAGAAACCCCAAGAAGAAUCCAAGGAGGAGUCAAAGGAGGAGGUUAAGUCAAAAGAUAAGCAGCCUUGCAAGUGCUGCACCGUCAUGUGAGCUCGACUACUCACGUUUUAGGAUUAGACUCUUCUUGGGGAAAGUAACAGCGCAACCACGUCAAGAUUGAAAAAAAAAAAAAAAUGAAACAAACUUCUGUUGUCCAAUAUGUAUUUCUUCUUAUUUUUUAUUUCUAUUAAUAUUUUUCUAUAUUUCUGUCUUGACAUUUAUAUAUACAUAUAUUUUCAUUAUGUAAUCUUAUGAAGUUCAGUAUUAUUGCUUUUUGAAGGACAGAAGUAAUGAGACCAAGAUUCUAUGUGGGGCUGAGAUCUGGUUUGAAGGACAUUGGCCUUCAGAAAUGAUGUACAUUCCCCAACUGACUUGCAUUGAAAGGAAACAUGAAGGACACAGGUAUCUCUCUAUGACUCUUUAGCUAUUUAUCUCUCUCAUAUAUGUUAGUGUUUCUAAAAUAGUACUUUAUAAUUGAAAUGAAACUAUUAUAUUGAUAUGUAAUGUUAUUAUGUUUUUAUAAUAUGAGUAUGUUUUUUUGUUUCGAAGUCAUCUCCAACCACUGUGAGCAUUGGUACAUUGAGUGCAGUCCUUGUCCACAAUUUUAUUUUGGUAAUCGUUAUCAUAGUGCAUAAUCUUUGUAUAUAUAAGUAAUGUUAUUUAUGACUGUUAAUGCUGUGAGAGAACACUUUUUAUCCAGAGAAAAAUGAAAUAAAAAAAUUCAUCAAAAUUUCCAUGUCUCAAAAAUGGCUAUCGGAUUAAGAACACGUCACUUUUUGCAAAGAUAACAGUUUCACGGUUCAUCUCACACAUUUACUGGAUUCAAGUGCAGUGUUGUAUUUUAAACCAUAGGCACUCAGCUGAGUCCUUCAGAAGCAUAUUUCCUGUGUCUCCACCAACUCAGUACCUCAACACUGUAUUAGACCUGAUCCAACAUGUCUGCUAAUUGAUUAGUAGGUAGCAGCAAUGCAGUUUCAAGAUACGUUGUUUCCAGGGACUGAGCUGGGUACCUCUGUUUUAAAAAAAUUCAAUCCAAAAGAAUUUUGUGAAUAACAACACAAGCUAAACAUCUAAUUCUAACUAAAAUGCAUAUUUUGGUAAAACAGUAAGACUUUAGCCCCAUUUCAUAUUUGCUUUUGAAUUUACACAAAAAGUGAAUUCUCUCUGUAACAAACCUUUUUUUUUCUGGAAUAACCUCUGUCACCUUUUGCCUCUGUUUAUGGACAAUGGAAUUUUCAUUUUUGAUGUACGGUGCUCACAAUUCUGUUUUGUCGUUCGUGGUGUUGUUGCUGCAGUCUAACAAUUUCCCUAAGAAAAGGGGCCCUAUGCUUUCAUUAUUCAGAUAACUGAUCUCUCAGAUAACAGAUCAUUGUAUUGGCGUCCAACUUCAUUGUCUUCAGUUGCUCUUUGAAACCUGUUUUCACUGUCAAGUAGUGAGGACUUUCCAUAUGUACAGCUUUACUGUCAUUGUGAUGUUUUAGCUCUAAAUUGAUUUCAUUUUGGUGUGAAAUAGUAGGCUUUGUGGGUAUCUGAAAUAUGUCAUGAGGUAUAGGUGCUUCAUUGGUAUGGCCAAUGCUUGUUUUGGUCCAAGUGUUAAAAUCAGGAACAAUA